AUGGGCCCCUCGAAAAAGUCCGCCAAGGCCACCCAGGGCCGCGGCGGCAGCAAAAACGAACCCAAAAAACGUACAACUACUCAGGGCAAGCACCGGCCGCAAGAUGCAGACUCGGCCGGAAACCAGAUCAAUAUCUCCGCGACCAUUCCCCUGACCCUCCAACAACUGCUUCUAAACGUCUUCAAAGCCGCUUUACUCACGCACCGAGUGCCUAGCAGUAGCAGCCGUUCGAUUGAGAAUGGCGACGAGGGUCAUGCAGGCGCUGUCGCCCAGGCUCCCGAAGCAGCAGCGGAGCAACCGCAGCAACCUCCUCAACUGGACAUCAAAGGUCUCAUCCAGACCAUCAAGUCCCAUCUGUACAACCGGGACUUCGACUCGGCGUUUACGGAUGCGGAUGAGGAGCUCCUGCGCGCGUAUGCCCUGCGCUGGAGCUCUUCGCGCGCCUUGGGCUAUGCGGGGAUCUUUCGGGCUUUGUUGGCGGUGUUGUUGAAGCGGAAGGGGCAGGGUGGUGGUGAUGAGGCAGAGGCGGAGGAAGGGGUCAGUGGCCAUGUGGUUUGUAUUGGUGGUGGUGCGGGAGCUGAGAUUGUUGCUCUUGCGGCUGCUUGGAGGGAUUGGAUGGAUGCUGUUGCUGGUGGGGAGCAAGAAGAUCCACGGACACUCGCUGCUAUAGUGGGCGAUCUCUCUUUGCACGAGACGAAUGAACCGGAGGCUACUGCGCGCGAGGAAGCCUCGACACCCAAUGCACUAUCGAGGGUGAUGAAGCGCCACCGACUCUCCGUCACAGCCAUCGACAUCGCCGACUGGUCGCGCAUCGUCGACCGCCUGGUUUCCACCAUCCGAUCGCCCGCCGUCGCGGGGUCAGACGCGCAUCCGGCUCCGUUGUAUCGAGACGCGGGGCUCAGCAUGAGCCCGGACGCGCAGCCCGAUACUAGUGCCCCGGCCUCGAGCAGCUUCCAGGUGGGCUUCCAGAAGCUGGAUAUCCUCUCGGCCUCGGAGGAGGAGCUGCGGAGGCUGGUGCACCCGCCGCGCGAGCAGGACACCCGCACCCCCGUCCUGGUGACGCUGAUGUUCACGCUGAACGAGCUGUUUUCGACCUCCAUGGCCAAGGCCACGGGCUUUCUGCUGCGGUUGACGGACCUCCUGCGGCCGGGGGCUGUGCUGCUUGUGGUCGAUAGUCCCGGUAGCUAUUCCACGUUGAAACUGGGGAAGAAUAGUGGUGGUAGCGGUGGCGACGGUGAAGAGGGGGAGGAGUCGACGAGGAGCAGCACGUCAGACCGACAGUAUCCGAUGAAGUUCCUGCUGGAUCAUGCCUUGCUCUCCGUCGCGGCUGGCAAGUGGGAGCGGCUGUUCUCGCAGGACUCGCGCUGGUGGAGGCGAGAUGCGGCGCGGCUGCGGUAUGGUGUGGGGGAUGCGGCGGGCUUGGAGGAUAUGAGGUUUCAGGUUCAUAUCUAUCGCAGAUCAGCGGAUUGA
Messenger RNA from Aspergillus uvarum CBS 121591, 1470 nucleotides. RefSeq names its product 25S rRNA (uracil2843-N3)-methyltransferase. Bases 1 to 1470 code for a protein of 489 amino acids. Lineage: Eukaryota; Fungi; Ascomycota; Eurotiomycetes; Eurotiales; Aspergillaceae. The transcript has 2 exons. The record is from RefSeq and is a predicted model, not a curated record.